Marchantia polymorpha subsp. ruderalis is the source of this 2064-nucleotide messenger RNA. NCBI's taxonomy places the organism in Eukaryota, Viridiplantae, Streptophyta, Marchantiopsida, Marchantiales, Marchantiaceae. The record is from the annotation of a GenBank genome assembly.
GGACUCAGAGCAUCUGUCCUGUUAAACCCUUGUAUCUGUGGUGGUCGAGGCUUGUGGAGACGCUCUUCAAUACGCUCGUCUGUGAUUUGGAAUUUCAGAGCUGGAAUUGCUCCUGUUUCUGGGAAAUCGAUCUUGCCUUGCAGCUUGCACGGUGUGCUGUUGGAUUCGACAUCGACGAUGACGGCCCUGUCGUCAUCGCUCUUGCCUCUGUCGCUGCAUUUGACAAGCAGCAGACACCGUUGCUCUUCUCGUCCUGCUUUCCGCCAGUCGACGGGAUCUUCUUCCCUGCUUACGAGCCUCACUUCUCCAGGUUUGAGUGGAUCUAAGCUGCAUUGCCAACCGAUGCUGGCGUCCAAGCGAGAAGAAGGAAGGAAAUUGACCACUACGAUCAACGUAGCCACCACAGAAGCAGCUGUUCAGGAUUUGGGACAUGAUUUAGGUAAUGUGGAAUUGGAGCAUGAUCUUGAGUUGUCCGAGCUUACAGCAGUGUCUCCUUUGGACGGCCGCUAUGGGAGGUUUGUGAAGAAACUGAGAUCGAUAUUCAGUGAGUACGGUCUCAUCCGUUAUCGUGUCUUGGUUGAGGUGCGAUGGCUUCAAAAACUGUCCGAAAUGACUGGUGUGAGUGAAGUUCCUGCCUUCAGCUCUGACGCUCAUGCCGACCUGGAGAAGAUAAUUAGCAAUUUUAGUGUGGAUCAAGCAUUGCAAGUGAAGGCGAUUGAACGGACAACAAAUCAUGAUGUCAAAGCUAUUGAGUACUUUCUCAAAGACCACCUGGGUGAGCAUCCGGAGGUUUCCAAGGUCUUGGAGUUUAUCCACUUCGCAUGCACUUCAGAGGAUAUCAACAAUUUGGCCCAUGGACUCAUGCUUCGUAAAGCGCUGGAGGCGGUUGUUUUACCCUUAAUGGAUUCCCUUAUAGAUGCAAUUCACAAACUCGCCGUCGAGCACGCUGCCGUGCCAAUGCUAUCACGAACACAUGGACAGCCAGCUUCACCAACCACAUUAGGCAAGGAGAUGGCCAAUUUUUGCUACAGAUUGAGGGACAUACGAAAUCAAGUUGCAAGUGUGCAGCCCAAGGGAAAGAUCGCCGGGGCAGUAGGCAACUACAACGCCCACUAUAUUGCACAUCCUGACGUUGAUUGGGAGGGCGCUGCUGAAGAAUUUGUCACAUCUCUCGGCUUAUCUUUCAACCCAUACACAACGCAGAUUGAACCACAUGACUACAUUGCUACGUUAUUCAACGCAGUUUCUUUGUUCAACACGGUGCUGAUUGGCUUCGACCGAGAUAUUUGGGGUUACAUUUCACUUGGUUAUUUUCGUCAGCAAACUGUUGCUGGUGAAGUGGGAUCCUCAACCAUGCCACAUAAAGUGAAUCCCAUUGAUUUUGAGAACAGCGAGGGAAAUCUUGGGAUGGCGAAUGCAAUUUUAGGGCACUUGAGCGUAAAACUUCCGAUAUCACGUUGGCAGCGUGAUUUGACCGAUUCAACUGUUCUUCGAAAUCUCGGAGGGGGAUUAGGAUAUUCUCUUCUCGCGUAUGAAAGCACAUUGAGGGGACUGAAAAAGCUAAAGGUAGAUGAGGUCCGCCUUCAACAAGACCUGAACAACACUUGGGAAGUUCUUGCAGAGCCAAUACAGAUGGUGAUGCGGCGAUAUGGCAUAGAAAAACCUUACGAGAAGUUGAAGGAGUUUACAAGAGGCAGGGCAGUUACAAAGGAAAGCUUGCAAGAACUCAUUGAGUCACUAGAUAUGCCUGAACAAGCCAAGGCAGAUUUGCGAGCUCUAACUCCAAGCAGCUACAUAGGUCACGCAGAUGUUCUUGCUCGUAAAGUGUUCUGACACCAUAUCCGUUUUUGUGAGGUCUAUUGAUAGCUUGUAAUUUAUCGGCUCUUUCAUCAAUAUUUUUGGAGGCUUUGAGACCAUUGCCCGUCUCAUCAAAGAAUAGUUCAUGUUUACCAACUGAACGUAAAUUCAGGUGCAUAUGGGCAAUUUUUCUUUCUCUUUCACAAGAGGUGUAUUAAGUUAUUCGUAUCAUGAUAUACAUGUCAGCUUGAAAGCCUUUUGCAGCUG